This is a messenger RNA of Trypanosoma theileri, 795 nucleotides long. RefSeq names its product putative pyrroline-5-carboxylate reductase. The record is from RefSeq and is a predicted model, not a curated record. The transcript has a single exon. Gene Ontology annotation, molecular function: pyrroline-5-carboxylate reductase activity. The coding region runs from base 1 to 795 and encodes 264 amino acids. Lineage: Eukaryota; Euglenozoa; Kinetoplastea; Trypanosomatida; Trypanosomatidae. Gene Ontology annotation, biological process: L-proline biosynthetic process.
AUGUGUGAGUGCAUAUUGGGUGGACUUCUUCGCAGCGGGGAGUACGCGGCGAAAUCCAUCGCGGUAUAUAACCGCACAGAAGCUAAUGUACAGCGGCUUUGUACACAGUACGGUGUGCGGGCCGGUGAAAACGCCUCACAAGUGGCUGCCAAUGCAAAGAUUGUACUUAUUGGCGUAAAACCAUAUUCGGUGUGUCCCGUACUGGAGUCUAUUCGGAAUUCACUAAAGCCAGACACCAUUGUUGUCUCUGUUGCAGCGGCUAUUACGAUUGCGGCGAUGGAGAGGGCGGUGGGGCAUCCGUGUAAAAUUGUUCGUACGAUGCCAAAUGUACCUACACGUGUAGGAGCGGGUCUCACAUCCAUUACACCAAACAGUUAUGUUACCCCAGAAGAGACGGCGUCUGUUGUGAAGAUGUUCAACACUGUAGGGAAAACAGUGGAGGUGACGGAAUCCCAAAUCCAUGCGGUGAUUGGAGUGGCCGGCUCAUCUCCUGCGUAUGUGUUUAUGUUCAUGGAGGCAAUGGCAGAUGCCGCCGUGCACGGUGGACUCCCACGCGCGCAGGCUUAUGAGUUGGCCGCACAGGCGGUGCUUGGCUCUGCGAAGUUAUUACAACAACAACGAGAGGAGAAUAGUAGUGUCUCUCCAGCACAGUUGAAGGAUAUGGUCUGUUCACCCGGUGGGACUACCAUUGAGGCCGUCCGUUCAUUAGAGAAGGGUGGAUUACGUUCUACCGUUAUUGAGGCGAUGAUAGCAUGCAUGGACAAAUCGAAAGAAUUGGAAGCCAAACUUAACUAA